Messenger RNA from Pungitius pungitius (ninespine stickleback), 1766 nucleotides. RefSeq names its product serine and arginine rich splicing factor 9 (gene srsf9). Gene Ontology annotation, cellular component: cytoplasm; nucleus. Gene Ontology annotation, molecular function: mRNA binding. The record is from RefSeq and is a predicted model, not a curated record. Lineage: Eukaryota; Metazoa; Chordata; Actinopteri; Perciformes; Gasterosteidae. The coding region runs from base 415 to 1191 and encodes 258 amino acids. The transcript is spliced from 5 exons.
GACAGGAGGCGGCAAUACACUCACACUCACGACCGUCCGCCGGAAAUAGGAAGUAGAAGAAGACGCAAAGCUACAUGCUAAUGUCGCUAACCAACAGGGAAGUAACACGGCGUGCGAAGUGUUAGCGUUAAAUCUACGAAAGAAGAAAUCGUUACUUGUUUUGAAAGCUUCCAGGCUCGGAUCCGAGAGGCACGUGCCAUUUUGCCUUGAGCUCAUUAUUUUCUCAUGUCUGCGGUCCUGGUUUAGAUUUUUUUUUUCCUUCUAAAUUAAGGAACUGAAAGGCAGAAGAACAAAAAUUUGGAUUGGAACUAGGAUUAAGAUAAGGACCACAUCCAUCGCUAUUUUUGAAAAAAGAAGUGAUCAAGUCUGCCGGUGCCUCCAUUCUCUCUCAGCAGUACCAAUAUCUCCACCACCAUGUCAGAUGGCCGGAUCUAUGUGGGGAAUCUCCCCGCGGACGUCCAGGAGAGAGACAUUGAGGAUCUCUUCUACAAAUAUGGAAAAAUCCGUGACAUCGAGUUGAAGAACAAUAGAGGCACUAUUCCUUUUGCUUUUGUCCGAUUUGAAGAUCCACGGGAUGCGGACGAUGCUGUCUAUGGAAGGAAUGGAUAUGGUUAUGGAGACUCCAAGCUACGUGUGGAGUAUCCUCGAUCUUCUGGUGCUAAAUUUGGCCCUAUGGGAGGAAGUGGAGGAGGAGUUGGUGGAGGAGGAGGCGAUGGUGGAGAUAGAGGAGGACCUAGGGGAAGAUUUGGACCCCCUACUCGAAGAUCUGAAUUCCGGGUCAUAGUCUCUGGAUUGCCACCAACUGGGAGCUGGCAGGAUCUGAAGGAUCACAUGCGCGAGGCUGGAGACGUGUGCUUUGCAGAUGUGCAGCGGGAUGGAGAGGGCGUGGUGGAAUUCCUCCGCAGAGAGGACAUGGAGUACGCGCUGCGCAGGCUGGAUCGGACAGAGUUCCGUUCACAUCAAGGAGAGACCGCGUACAUCCGCGUCUAUGAGGAGAGGGGCACUCCGAGCUUUAGCCGUUCGCGUUCCCGCUCCAGAUCCAGAGGUCGCUAUUCGCCCCCCUUUCACAACCGAGGAUCCCCGCCUGCGCGCUACCAGUCACCUCCACGCCAUUCUAUGUCUCGCCAUAGUCCACCCCCCAGGAGGCACCCGCCGCAGCACCACAGCCCACCGCCACGUCAUUAUCGGUAGAAUCACCGACCACUUCUAGAGGAAUUGGGGAAAGUGUUUUGUAAUUCUUUUUCAUUUUAACAACAGGCCUCCUCGUUCAAUAUGAUCGUUGUUAUUUCUUUCUACACACAUUCCAUUGUCACCCUGCUUCUCCCCAAUGCCUUGGAUUUCUUUUUUCAUUGUUCUGUGAAUCACCUUGUUUAUCUGGAAUUGGGAUUGUUGAUUUUAGUUUUUAUUUCUUCCUUCUACAAUAUAACAUUUUGGCGGUUUCUUUUAUAAAGAAACCCUGGGUUGUGAUGUCAAACCUUGACAGCAAUGGUAAUGUUUAUUGUUCAAAACAAAUUCUGCAGAUAUCUGCCUACGGUUCAUACUGCUUUUUAAAUGAUCAACGGCCUAUAUGGUGUUUUGCAUUCGGGUAGCUUGAAGAUACUCUACUCCAAUUUGAAACCCAUUCAAUUAGUGAACCUUUUUUUAAGUGUAGUGACACAAAUUGACUGAGCUUCACUUUAAUGUUUGAACCUGUGACGAGGUGGCCUGUAGGUCUUCACUGUGUUUUUUUGUUUACCAAUAAAAUGCAAACUUCUACUGCAGUUUAA